Calliphora vicina (urban bluebottle blowfly) is the source of this 486-nucleotide messenger RNA. Its product is annotated as cuticle protein 38-like. The annotation marks the transcript as partial. The transcript has a single exon. The record is from RefSeq and is a predicted model, not a curated record. NCBI's taxonomy places the organism in Eukaryota, Metazoa, Arthropoda, Insecta, Diptera, Calliphoridae.
AAAAAGGUUGCUGUUUUUGCUGCCUGCUUCUCAUAUGCUACUGCCGGUCUAGUGCACCCCACUGCUUUUGCUGCUGCUCCUGCUGGUGUAGCUUAUGCCAAUGCUCCUUUGUAUGCUGCUGGUGGCAGCCAACAAGUAGAUGUUCGUCAUAAUUAUGAUGGCACCUUUUCCUCUUACACCACCAAUCCCUUUGGUUUUGCCGCUCCUUAUUCUAGCCGUUAUGUAGCUGGUGCUCCAGCCACUUUUGCAGCUCCCGCUAAGUAUGUAACUCCUGCUGGCGUUGCUACUCAGUUUGCUGCCGCCCCAGCUGCUUUUGCUGCCCCUGCUAAAUAUGUUGCACCAGCUGGUAUUGCUGCUGCUUCUCCUUAUGCCUCGCCCUAUGCUUCUCCCUAUGCUUCUCCUUAUGCUGCUCAUUUGGCCGCUGCUGCUUACAACGCUUAUGCCAACGCUUACGCCGCUUCUCCAGUGUCUGCUCCAGUUGCUUAA